Protobothrops mucrosquamatus (brown spotted pit viper) is the source of this 629-nucleotide messenger RNA. RefSeq names its product fucolectin-like. The record is from RefSeq and is a predicted model, not a curated record. Lineage: Eukaryota; Metazoa; Chordata; Lepidosauria; Squamata; Viperidae. The transcript has 3 exons. Bases 6 to 578 code for a protein of 190 amino acids.
GGACGAUGCUUCUCACCUGGAUGUGGCUGCCUAUUCUGGGGCUCCUGGCAGGCCAGGGGGAGGCCCAGAGCUGCAGACCGGACCUGAUAGGCGUCGUUACAAACGUGGCCAAAGGACGUCCAGCUUUCCAGUCUUCCACCUUUCCAAGCCAGUUCAAUUCAGUUGCAAGCAAAGCCGUGGAUGGGAACUGUAAUGGACGCUGGAUUGGGCAGAACACCUGCACCCACACGAAGCAAGAAAGGGGGCCCUGGUGGUACGUGGACCUGGGUAGACGGUAUGCCAUUUCUUCCGUGGUGGUGAAAAACCGUGAGGACUGCUGCGGAGAAAGGCUCCAGGGAGCAGAGAUCCGUGUGGGAAACUUUGUGAGCAACCACGGAAAAAACAAUCCUCUCUGUGGGAGAAUCACCGACACCCGUCUGGGCUCCAUCAACACCAUCUCCUGCGACGGUCGUGUGGGACGCUAUGUCACCGUCACCGUUCCUGGCCGCACAGUAUCCCUGGCACUGUGCGAGGUGGAAGUCUACGGGACCAGGGUGUGUAGCCAGGAGACUUGCGUGUCAGGACAGGGACAAGGAUAAUGGAUAACUCAAGUCAAUCUUGAUUCUCUUAAAUAAACCUACUCUGAGCAA